Messenger RNA from Seriola aureovittata, 4671 nucleotides. RefSeq names its product NIPA like domain containing 4 (gene nipal4). The record is from RefSeq and is a predicted model, not a curated record. The coding region runs from base 160 to 1407 and encodes 415 amino acids. Lineage: Eukaryota; Metazoa; Chordata; Actinopteri; Carangiformes; Carangidae. The transcript is spliced from 10 exons. Gene Ontology annotation, molecular function: magnesium ion transmembrane transporter activity. Gene Ontology annotation, biological process: magnesium ion transport. Gene Ontology annotation, cellular component: membrane.
CUCCUUCAGUCGGUCACACAGAGCUGAGCAUCGUCUCAGUGUGCGGAGGUGAAUUACUGUGUUUGUCUCCAUUUCCGGGAAAAAACGUUGUUCGUCUUUUGAGGGAAUUUAUUUUUUGGACCGAGGGACUUCCCGUUGUUCAAACAACAAAGCGACACGAUGCGAGAUGUUCACCUGAAUAAUGAGACGUGCAGCAACGGGUCCGUGGUGAGGUUGUGGUGUGGCUCCCAGUCUGCCGUGUGUUUGGUCACUGGAGAUCAAACUCUGUUCCAGACUCACCUGAACAACAGCACUCACAUGACAGAUGCAAACAGCUCCUACAACCUGUGGCUGGGUCUGACUCUGGCCCUGCUGUCGGCCUUCCUGAUUGGUGGGAGCGUCAUUCUCAAGAAGAAAGCUCUCCUCCGAUUGGCCGACACCGGGCACACCAGAGCAGGUGAUGGAGGUCAUGGCUACCUGAAGGACUGGCUGUGGUGGGGAGGCCUGUUAACCAUGGGAGCCGGAGAGGUCUGCAACUUUGUCGCCUACAUGUUUGCUCCGGCGACGCUGGUGACUCCUCUGGGCGCUCUGAGUGUCCUCAUCAGUGCAGUCCUGUCCUCCUACCUGUUGGGGGAGGUGUUGAACGUGGUGGGGAAGCUCGGCUGUCUGCUGUGCGUGCUGGGAAGCAUCCUGCUGGUCCUCCACGCGCCAGAGGAACAGGAAGUGACAUCACUGCAGGACAUGACCAACAAGCUGCUGGAGCCUGGUUUCCUGGUGUACGUGUCGGUGGUGUUGGUGCUGUGUGCCGUGCUCGUGUUGUACUUCUCUCCUCGGUUCGGUCGCUCCAACAUCCUCGUGUACAUCGGCAUCUGCUCGCUGCUCGGAGCCUUCACCGUCUCCUCGGUGAAGGGCCUCGCCAUCGCCAUCAACACCGUCUCUUAUGAUAUCUCGGUGCUUGCUAGUCCUCUCACCUGGAUCCUGCUUUUCACUCUCAUCGUCUCCAUAGUAACACAGGUGAACUACCUGAACAAGUCUCUGGACACCUUCAACACCCUGCUGGUCUACCCCAUCUACUACGUCCUCUUCACCUCCGUCGUCCUGUCCACCUCCAUCAUCCUCUUCCAGGAGUGGAGGGGCAUGUCGGCCGUGGAUGUGGUCACGACGCUGGGAGCCUUUGUGGUCAUCGUGGUGGGCGUGGCCAUGCUCCACCUCUUCAAAGAGCUGCAGAUGACGAUGAAGCAGCUGACCAAUCAGCUGUCUCAGCCGGUGGAGAGGGAGGGGCUUGCGGAGGAAGUGUCAGCCAAUGGAAGAGGAGAAGAGGUACAGAGGAGUAAAAAAGAGGAUAAAUACGGACUGAUGGACAACAUGGUGAUCGAGAGUCUUCCUCCUAUGAGAGAGGAAGGACCGAGAGUCUUCAUCAUCAGCUGAGACAGGAAGCAGAGACGCAGGUUUGUGUUUCCUGUCUGGACGUUGUAGUUCGGACUGCUCAGUUUGUAGUCCUCACUCUGACUGAUACUGUAAAAAUCCUAGUGCACUUUUUAUUUAAAGGCCCAGGCCUGUAGUUAGAAGACGUUUCAGUUCACUGUAGAUUAUUGAUCCACGAGCUUUCACACAAAACACUUUUCAUUCACCUGAACACACUGUGCAGCUCCUGGACACAAAUCCCCCGUUUACACUCAGUGACUCCAGAGUGGACAAUUCAACAGAUUCAACCAGGUGUUCAAACCAGAAGUAACGACAGAGACACAAAAUAAUUUAACAGAGACUGAAAACAACAACAGAGACUGAAAACUACAAAGAGACUAAAAACAACCACAGAGACUAAAAACAACCACAGAGACUAAAAACAACCACAGAGACUGAAAACAACCACAGAGACUGAAAACUACAAGGAGACUAAAAACAACCACAGAGACUAAAAACAACCACAAAGAGACUGAAAACAACUACAAAGAGACUGAAAACAACCACAAAGACUAAAAACAACCACAGAGACUGAAAACAACCACAAAGACUGAAAACAACCACAAAGACUAAAAACAACCACAGAGACUGAAAACAACCACAAAGAGACACAAAACAACUACAAAGAGACUGUAGUUGUUUUCAAAGAGACUAAAAACUACUAAAAAGAGACUGAAAACAACCACAAAGAGACACAAGUGUAAAUGGGGCCACUGUCCGUUAUCAUCUGGAACAACACACCUUCAGAUUGACGUAUUUACUGUCGUUUACAUCAGGACGUCAUGACACGUCUCGGUGUCAUUUCACCCGCUUCAUUAAAAAGUUGUGUAUUUUAUUUAUUCAGCAUUUAAAGAACGAGGCUGGUGUUGGACAGUAUUGUUUUGUUGUCAUCACUUCCCAUGUGCAGAUCCAAACCAACAAUGUGUUAGUCCGUCUCUCAGUACUUUCCCCGCUCGUCUGAAUCUCAGCUCACAUUGGUUCCUACUUCUUCUGAGGUCUAGAGAAACCACCUGAAACCCGGAUCUGAAUCAGCUGUAAAUAAAUAAUAACCUGCAGCACAUGUGUCUCAGAUGGGACACUCGUGUAACUUGAGAGCGUUUUACUGAAGCUGAUGAUCGUUGCCAAAAGUCAAGUCGCAUUUCUUAUUUACAUUUUAGAAGCAGCCGGAUCAGCUGUUAGCGGCUCGUGUUCGCGCCGUAAACACCGAUGUUCACACACUGUCACUGGGUGAGUUUGAGACUGAGAGAAACUUCUCCAGUUCUGCAGCUAUAAAAGCUAUUUUUUCUUUCUGAUUUCUAAGCAGGUUUUUUAGACGUUUUAUUCACAAUGGAAAUCAGAGAUAAUUACAAACUCAGGAAGUUAAAGUCUCUCUGAAUCCAACAACAUGUGUUUCAUGUGUGUGUUCAGAUUUCUCCCAAGGAGAAGGAGGAUUUUUGAUUUUGCUUUUAAAUGACCUUCAGAGCCGUGAGAGACUUUGUGCUUCUCUUGGUUUUAUUUGAUUCAGUGUUCUUUUAAAUAUUAUACUUCUACAACAGGCGUCAGCUUCAGUAACUGUUAGAGACAUUUUUGUUCUGACAUUUUACAGAAAAUAAAAGAUUAAUCAAGAAAAUAAUCGGCAGAUAAAUCGAUAACGAUCAUGAUAGUUCGUCACAGCUGUAGUUUAACAGCUUUUAAUGCUGAUAGUGAACUGUUGUGAACAAGAUGAAAGUGAAAGCUAACUGUCAACGAAACUAAAAAUGCUCAUCAAGACACGUCAUGAAACCCAAAGAUCUUUAAUUAAAUAUGAUGUUUAGACACAGAAAAGCAGAAAAUAUUCUUUCACUCUGAAACCAAACCUGGACCCUUGAGAGGAUUUGAGGGUUUUUGUCCUGCAUCUGAUAAAUUGAUUGGUUCCUUUCAUUGUUGGUUUUGAUCUGUUCAGUGUUGACAGUAAUAAAAAUAUCGAAUAUCACCAGACUCCUGCUUUAAAAAACGAGGUUUUAACAGAAACAAAAUCACACUCGAACACAACAUUUCAGAAAGAUGUUUCCAAAGCACUUUAUUCACUUUGUUAAUGAUCCUGUCAGGAGCUGCACCGACUCAGAACAAAACUUCUUUAACUUCCUCUUGAACAACCUCUACCCUCUGCUCUGCUGCUGCUCUCUGUGGUUCCAGGAAAUCAGAGCGGAGUGAGACAUCUCUGUUUCUGUUCCUCUGAUUUUAAUCCUUCGAGUUUAAACUGUGUGAAUGUUUUCCUCUCCGCUGAAGCCGGAGUCCAUGAAGCAGCCGGACGACACACACUCUCUGUCCAUCACUCAGUGUUUAACUUUCAACUUUAACUUUAUUAAUCCUGCAGCAACGGACAACACAGAACACACACACAGGCUAGAACACAAUAACUACACAAUAAAGUUCAUGUGUUUAUUCGUCUAUAACGUGGGUCAGAUUCACUGAACCACUAAAUCUGUGCUGCAAAGAUUUCUUUAUGGUUUUGGUUUUAAGGUUCAGAACAAUUGGUGAUUAGUGAUUAGAAAUUAUUUAUAUUAAAAAUCCUGGCAUCAUGUUUUCCCUUUAGAGAAUUUACACUGAGUGAUCAGUACUGAGCUGUGUGUGUGUGUGUGUGUGUGUGUGUGUGUGUGUGUGUGUGUGUGUGUGUGUGUGUGUGUGUGUGUGUUUCUGCUGCUGAAGACUCGGUUUAUGAAGCUCAGAGGAACAAACUCAUUAAAGUGUCCUGAUGACACAAACUGUUUUUCACACGUACUUUGCAUUGAUGCUGACCACAGCAGUGUUUGUGUUUUUAAAUGAUACACGUGUGUGUGUGUGUGUGUGUGUGUGUUGUAGUAAUCAGAAACACAACAUGUCAAAACUUCUUUUUAAAGCAACAGUCCAGGUGACUAAAGUUCAGCAUAAAGACAUCUCUUCUGUGAAGCUACAGCCAGUUAGCUUAGCUUAGCAUAAAGACUGGACACAGGUGGAAACAGCUAGCCUGGCUCUGUGAAACAUUGAGGUCUAAAGAUCAGUGAUCCAAGAAAAACACUUUUUUUUUUGUUUGUUUUUAAACUUUGUUUUUGUUUAGCAGAUUAAACAAACGAGGCUGAUCAAUAUGUUUGAUUAACAGUAUCAGUAACUCAGUAACUCUGCUUUUGUCUGUUUCCUUAAACACAAUCAAACUUUUAUUUUGUUUGUUUUCAGUCCGUCUUUAUAUUUGUGAUGCCGUCAGAUCAUUUCAAUAAAGUUCAGUAGAUUUUA